AUGCUAUUCGGGAUACCGAAGUUGGACAAACUCGAGUUGACGACGCAUCUGCUCGAUGAUCCCGUCGAUCGGCUCAACUACAAGGGAGCCGCAACUGUGAUCUUCUUUCUCGCCGCCAUGGUCUCAGCCAAACAAUUUACCGGAAAACCUAUCCAAUGCUGGGCCUCGGCCGAAUUUCCUGGUUCAUGGAUUGACUAUGCGCACGACUACUGCCUUGUCCAGAGCACUUACUUUGCCGCGCUGCCCGGCGAAAAAGCAAAUGUUACGGCGUUUGAAGGAGACGAGCUUGUUGGAGAAAAAGAGCCACAACAUUCCUACUAUCAAUGGGUGCCCGUUGUUCUCGCACUUCAAGCAAUCGCGUUUCUAAUUCCCAACUGGAUUUGGACAGCGCUAGUCAGCUUUUUUGGUAUUGAAUUGAAGGGUUGCAUCCAGUCAGCAGAGAAAGCCAGGUCGGCGACAGAUCGGGAUGAACGCUCCAAACACAUUGACAAUGUCAUUGCGGUUCUCGCUGAAGCCGUCGGCCUCCGGGAUCGAGAUCGUUACCGACAACGGGAUCGCUAUCACAAAUUUGGAGCCGACUACCUCUCAAACGCCAUUACAGCUUUGUACCUAUCCACGAAAAUGCUCUACGUGAUCAACCUACUUGCUCAACUGUCUGUGCUUAGCACAUUCCUUGGAUUCAAUAACAUCUUUUGGGGAUUAACGAAUGUCUAUGAAGUGUUCCUCGGAAGUGGUUGGGGAGAGACGGGCUUGUUUCCACGCGUCACUUACUGCGACUUCGGAGUGCGGGCGUUCCACGGCUGGAGACCAUACACUUUGCAAUGCGUUCUCAUCCUCAACAUGUUCAACGAGAAGAUUUUCGUCUUCCUGUGGUUCCUCUUAGCUGGGCUCUUGAUCAUCACUAGUGUCUCAACAUUCUAUGCCUUCUACAGCUACUUGAAACGAGAACAUAAGGAGAGAGCAGUCUUUAGGUGGUUAAAGCAUGCGCCUGACUUUAAUGAAGCUUACAUGCAGCGGUUUACUCAGGAUGUGUUGAAGUCUGAUGGUUUGCUCGUUCUCCGCUUCAUUGAAUACCACGCUGGCUUGUCUGUUGCUCGUGAAGUCGCAACAAAAUUAUGGAUUGAAUACAUCAACCCAUGCGAUGAUAACAGCACAAUAAUAAGCAUCCCACCAGAGAAGAACGGCGACGAGUUCAAUCGAAAGAAGAUUGGUAGCGACGAUUCGGACCUCUCGCUGAAGGCG
This is a messenger RNA of Mesorhabditis belari, 1242 nucleotides long. The record is from the annotation of a GenBank genome assembly. Lineage: Eukaryota; Metazoa; Nematoda; Chromadorea; Rhabditida; Rhabditidae.